Cynara cardunculus var. scolymus (artichoke) is the source of this 3240-nucleotide messenger RNA. RefSeq names its product extensin-2-like. Gene Ontology annotation, molecular function: structural constituent of cell wall. The record is from RefSeq and is a predicted model, not a curated record. Gene Ontology annotation, biological process: plant-type cell wall organization. Lineage: Eukaryota; Viridiplantae; Streptophyta; Magnoliopsida; Asterales; Asteraceae. The annotation marks the transcript as partial. The transcript is spliced from 3 exons.
UUUGUCUUUUUACUAUAAAUAUCCUCAACUUUACAACCCAGACUCAUCACCUUCCACCACCACUCCGCCCUCCUCUUCCUCCCUUACCGGUCAACCAUGAGAGUUCCGGCCGGUGGCGGCGGCCCUUUCAGGGCUCGUCUAUGGCCUAUAGUCAUUGCAUUGACAGUACUUGGUGUUUCUAAUCUUAUAGCUGCUUCGGCUGAUGAUCAUCCUUACAUAUAUUCUUCACCACCUCCCCCGUAUGAGUACAAGUCUCCACCACCACCUUCACCCUCUCCUCCACCACCGUAUGUGUACAAGUCACCACCACCACCAUCACCAUCUCCCCCACCGCCAUAUGUGUACAAGUCACCACCUCCACCUUCUCCUUCACCUCCACCACCUUAUGUGUACAAGUCUCCACCACCUCCUUCACCUUCUCCACCACCACCUUAUGUGUAUAAGUCUCCACCACCACCAUCACCAUCUCCUCCACCACCUUAUGAGUACAAGUCUCCACCACCACCAUCGCCGUCUCCUCCACCACCUUAUGAGUACAAGUCUCCACCACCACCAUCGCCGUCUCCUCCACCACCUUAUGAGUACAAGUCUCCACCACCACCAUCACCGUCUCCUCCACUACCUUAUGUGUACAAGUCUCCACCACCACCAUCCCCCGUACCUCAUCCUCCUUAUGUCUACAAGUCUCCACCACCACCAUCACCGUCUCCUCCACCACCUUAUGUGUAUAAGUCUCCACCUCCUCCUUAUGUCUACAAGUCCCCACCACCACCAUCUCCCUCACCUCCACCCCCAUACGUGUACAAAUCUCCACCUCCACCAUCACCAUCCCCGCCACCACCUUAUGUGUAUAAGUCUCCUCCUCCACCAGUACAUUCUCCUCCCCCACCGUACUACUAUAAGUCUCCUCCUCCACCGGUACAUUCUCCACCACCACCAUACUACUACAAGUCUCCUCCUCCACCGGUGCAUUCACCACCACCACCAUACUACUACAAGUCUCCUCCUCCACCGAUGCAUUCACCACCACCACCAUACUACUACAAAUCUCCUCCUCCACCAGUGCAUUCACCACCACCAUAUUACUACAAAUCUCCUCCUCCACCGGUGCAUUCACCACCACCAUACUACUACAAAUCCCCACCACCACCAGCCAAAUCCCCUCCUCAUUACUACUACACUUCUCCACCGCCACCAACUCCCUACCACCCCUACCCCCAUCCAAGCCCUCGCCACCACGAAGUAAUCGUAAAGGUGAUCGGUAAAGUCUACUGCUACAGCUGCUACGACUGGAAAUACCCAAUCAAAUCUCACGCGAAGCACCAUCUCAAAGGUGCUGUCGUGGAGGUAACAUGCAAGGCUGCUGGUGAGAAGAAAAUUGUUGCAUACGGAAAGACGAAGAUCAAUGGGAAAUUUGCAAUCACUGUUGAGGGUUUGGAUUAUUCCAAAUAUGGAGGAGCCGAGGCUUGUAUUGCCAAGCUUCAUAUGCCACCAAAUGGUACCACUUGUAACAUCCCAACAAAUCUCCAUGGAGGUUUGAAGGGUGCUAAGCUUAAGGUCAAGUCCAAGAAUGCUCACCUAGUUGUCCUUUACGCUAAACCAUUUGCUUACGGUCCCAAGACUCCUUACAAGAUUUGUGAGAAGCCAAAGCCAAAGCCAAAGCCAACACCAACUCCAACUCCUUACUACUACAAGUCUCCACCACCACCCUCGCCCACUUACCUUUACAAGUCUCCACCGCCACCAACACCCACUUACCACUACAAGUCUCCACCACCACCAACCCCUUCACAUCCGACACCGUAUAUCUACAAAUCACCUCCACCACCGACAAAAUCGCCUCCUAGCACUCCAUACCACUACACACCACCACCACCACCAAAGGAGUCGCCUCCUUACUACUACACAUCACCUCCACCACCCAAGAAGUCACCUCCUCCUCCUUACCACUACACAUCACCUCCACCACCCAAGAAGUCACCUCCUCCUCCUUAUCACUACACAUCACCUCCACCACCCAAGAAGUCGCCUCCUCCACCAUAUUACUAUACCUCACCCCCACCACCAAAGAAGUCGCCUCCUCCCCCUUACUACUAUACCUCACCUCCACCACCAAAGAAGUCCCCUCCCCCACCAUACCACUAUACAUCACCACCACCGCCGAAGAAGUCUCCUCCCCCACCAUAUCACUACACCUCACCACCACCACCUAAGAAGUCGCCUCCUCCACCUUACUACUAUACCUCACCUCCCCCACCAAAGAAGUCCCCUCCUCCACCUUACUACUAUACCUCACCUCCCCCACCAAAGAAGUCCCCUCCCCCACCAUACCACUAUACAUCACCUCCACCACCUAAGAAGUCUCCUCAUCCACCAUACCACUACACUUCACCACCGCCACCUAAAAAGUCGCCUCCUCCUCCUUACCACUACACAUCACCACCACCACCCACAGAAUCUCCUCCUCCACCAUACCACUACACCUCACCACCACCACCUAAGAAGUCACCUCCCCCACCAUACCACUACACGUCACCACCACCACCUAAGAAGUCGCCUCACCCACCAUACCACUACACAUCACCACCACCACCUACUGAAUCUCCUCCUCCACCAUACCAUUACACCUCACCACCACCACCUAAGAAGUCACCACCCCCACCAUACCACUACACCUCACCACCACCACCUGUGAAGUCACCUCCCCCACCGUACCACUACACAUCCCCUCCACCACCUACAGAAUCUCCUCCUCCACCAUACCACUACACCUCACCACCACCACCUAAGAAGUCGCCUCCUCCACCAUACCACUACUCAUCACCACCUCCACCUACGGAAUCUCCUCCUCCACCAUACCAUUACUCCUCACCUCCACCACCUAAGAAGUCACCUCCUCCACCAUACCACUAUACAUCACCGCCGCCACCUAUAGAAUCUCCUCCUCCACCAUACCAUUACUCCUCACCACCUCCACCUAAAAAGUCACCUCCUCCACCAUACCACUACACAUCACCCCCACCGCCUGUGAAGUCACCUCCUCCUCCAUACCACUACACAUCUCCUCCACCACCCACAGAAUCUCCUCCUCCACCAUACCACUACUCCUCACCCCCACCUCCUAAAAAGUCGCCUCCUCCUCCUUACCAUUACACAUCGCCACCGCCACCUACAGAAUCUCCUCCUCCACCAUACCAUUACUCCUCACCCCCACCACCUAAGAAGUCACCUCCACCACCA